AUGACAGACUACAUCAGCAAGCUCGCCUAUUACCCAGGGCGCAGCCCCUACGUCCUGGCGGGCAUUCUGCGCCACGAGCGCCCAGCGCGUCCGGCACCGCCAGAGUACAACCUUCGCGCCAGGCUCCGCCGCAGGACCGUCCCACUCUCUGGGACCGCCAGGAGAUAUGGCUCACGUCCGGAGGGCACUCGCCAAUGCUCUGGUCGCCUGGGCCGCCAUGAGAUUCCCUCCCCCUCCGGAGACGCUAGGAUGGAUUUUCUUGAAUGCUCUCACGGCACGACGAAUGCUCUCACGGCACGGCGAAUGCUCUCACGGCACCGCGAAUGCUCUCACGGCACCGCGAAUGCUCCCGCGAAUGCUCCCGCGAAUGCUCCCGCGAACGCUCCCGCGAACGCUCCCGCGAACGCUCCCGCGAACGCUCCCGCGAGGGCUUCCGCGAGUGCUCCCAGAGCACUCAGCAAUGCUCACAGAGCUGAGGCAUUCGUCAUACCCACUCAAGGUGAGGCAACCCUCAUUUGGGCUCCUUUGGAUUGA
This is a messenger RNA of Morchella importuna, 534 nucleotides long. RefSeq lists its product as uncharacterized. The transcript is spliced from 2 exons. Bases 1 to 534 code for a protein of 177 amino acids. Lineage: Eukaryota; Fungi; Ascomycota; Pezizomycetes; Pezizales; Morchellaceae. The record is from RefSeq and is a predicted model, not a curated record.